CAGUGCCGUGGAGUAGUGUUCCGACCUUAACAAUGAGGUUACUAUUAAUAACGUUAUUAUGUUUACAUGCCGUUCUCGCGUUUGAUUACCAGGCGAAGCGAGCGAAGAUAAUGCGAGAUGAAUCGCUCAUGUCAAUUGGAGGUCAAAUUGAACUUACAGAUAAAGAAUCAAACGUAAAUAACUGCCUGAUGCAACACAAAUUUCAAGAAGUUGACUAUGGUUUUAGCAAUCCGCAGUAUUAUAAUUUCUCGCGACACUUCUUCAGUUAUAGAAACAUAAUACCGAAAUCGAAAGCGUAUAAGAUUAUCCGUGACAUGCCCAAAGGCGGAGCUCUUCAUAUCCAUGAUAUGGGCAUUCUGAGUCCUGAUUAUCUUCUUAAUAUCACAUAUAUGGAGAAUCUCUACGUGUGUUUUGAAAAAAGGGAUAUAAAAUUACUGUUUGCAAAUAAAACUCCAGAAGCAAAAUGCCAUACAACCUGGCAAUUAAUGAGUGAAGCCAGAAAUAAUUCGAGAAACGUUACGAAAUUCGAUGCUGAGUUACGCAGUCAUUUUUCAAUUUGUGUUAAUAAUCCCGAUGUAAUCUAUCCAAGUAUUAAAGAAGUUUGGGACGCAUUCAUGGGAUAUUUCAAAAGAGUCGCCCCCAUGAUGACGUAUAGACCUGUUUGGGAACAAUACUUCUACGAUGCUUUAGAAAAAUUUCGAAAAGACAAUGUCAUGUAUGUUGAAGUGAGAAGCGUGUUGAUCAACUUAUAUGAAUUGGACGGCACUGUUUACGACCAGUUAAUAACAGCAAAAACAUAUCAAAAAGCUAUCAAAAGGUUUAUGAAGGCGAAUCCAGAUUUUAUAGGAGCUAAAAUAAUAUACGCGCCCGCUCGAAACGUGGAACGAGUUAAAUUGGGCGAAUAUUUACAGUUAGCGUAUAGGAUUAAAGCCGAUAUGCCGGAAUAUUUUGCUGGAUUUGACUUAGUUGGACAAGAAGAUUUAGGGAAUCCGUUAGUCGAGUUUUUACCACAACUACGUGAAGCUGCUAAGGACUUAAAUUAUUUCUUCCAUGCUGGUGAAACUAAUUGGUAUGGGACAUUGACUGAUGAGAAUUUGAUUGAUGCUGUUUUGUUGGGAGCUAAAAGAAUUGGCCACGCGUAUGCUUUACCAAAACACCCUUCGAUUGUGAAAGAGAUUCUCGAAAAUGAUAUAGGAUUGGAAGUCAAUGUGAUAUCAAACUCAGUGUUAGCCUUAGUUCACGAUGUCCGUAACCAUCCUCUGAGUUUAUUUAUAGCUCAGGGGUUGCCAGUAGUGCUGUCCAGCGAUGACCCUGGAAUCUGGGAAGCUGAUCCCUUAACUGAUGAUUUUUAUGUGGCGUUCGUUGGUGUUGCAAGCCGUCUCGCAGAUUUAAGACUACUGAAACAACUUGCAUUGAAUUCUUUGAAGUACAGUGCUCUUGGUGUUAAAGAAAAAGACCUCGCAAUUGCUAAAUUUGGAAGACAGUGGGACGACUAUGUGAAUAAUUUUGACUGUUCGCGUUAUGACCAAUGAAAUCAGACGGUAUUGAGUGUUUGAAUUUAAGGGAGUGAUAAAAGAAAUACUCAAAUAGUAAAUAGUAAUUUCAAUUAUGCGUACAUAUUAUAAAUAAAAACUUUUGUCAAAAUUGCUACUUUCAUUAUUUUAGAAGAUACUAGCUGGCCCAGCAAACGUUGUAUUGCCAUAUAAAGUAAUAAAAAAAUUCAAUAAUUAAUAUUUUUAGGGUAUAAAAAUAAAUAACGACCGAUUCUCCGACCUACCAAAUAUAUCGUACAUAAAAUUUAUGGUACUACAAUAAACAUUAUAUUCGAUUGCCAUAUAGCAACUCUAUUGCGUGUCUGUGGAUGGAUUAGAAUAAUAUUAAAAUCGUGUGGACCCCCCUUAACAUUUAGGGGGAUGAAAAAUAGAUGUUGUCCGAUUCUCAGACUUACCCAAUAUGCACUCAAAUAAAUAAAAAAUAUAUUAGAUUGAACUUGUAAAGAAGUACUUAGAUAUUCAAUAAAAACGUGUAAUACAUUUUAGGAAAAAUAUAUUAUAAUUGUAUUGCAAUAGUUUAAAUCUGAAGAGAUUGUUUGUUUCUUUGCUUCGUUAUAUUUGUAUAAGUAUUUUUGAUGAUAGACAUACUUAUUAACGGUCAUUUUCAAUAACCUAUCCUUAGUUUAACUUACUAGAGGUAGUCCCUCUAGGAAAUCUAUCCUUUUACACUUACUUACAUUUCAAUAACCUAUCGACAGAAAGCAUUGGACUAUAACUAUAUUGGACAUAACUAUGUAUAGAUGAAAUCUUGUCAUUAAACGGUGACAGCAAUGUAUCCGUAACUAGAGAUACGUUAUUGAAAACGGCCAUUAAUCAGUUAAUUAAAACACUUUUAAAGGAUUUAAACGCGUGUAAUUGUAACUGUGUUUUUACAAUAGAUUUUUUCGUAAAAGUUACAUUUUUAUUCAAGUCCCCUUGAAACGAGGCCUGUAAAGUUCUUGAAACUAAAAUAAUAAUAAAAAUGUAACUCACGCAGAAACCUAAUGUAAAAACAAAGGUACAAUUACACGCGUAUUAAUCUUUUAAAAGUGUUUUAUUUACGAGUAAUUAAUUAAAGAAAAUACUAUAAUUUAAUCAUAUUAUUAAUAUUAUUUUGGCUUUAUUUUGUAUGGCCUUUACCAUAAUUAUAUUACGAGGAAAUUAUAAGUAUUAUUUAAUGGAAAUGAGUUCAGUUCCGUCGUAACCAUAAUAAAUUGAAUUAGAUUGGCUUCAAGCAUAUAAAUAAUACUAACUGCCCGCGAUGUCGUCUAGGUGUACGCUGUAAAGCAGGAAAAUUCAUGUAAAAUCAUAAAUUAAUCUAUUCAGUAGUUCGUGUUAUGCCCGGAUAUACACACAGACAAUCAGACAAAAUUUCUAUAAAUACUUUUUUGCAUUAUUUUUUUUAGAACACACAGCAAUUAUUCUUGAAAUCAUAAUAAUUAAUUUAAUGUUUUUACUUUGCUACGAUUCUACUCUAUGUAUAAUUCUACAAGUACAUACCUUCCAUUAUUUAUACGUCUAGAAAGAGCCACUUGCUCUCAGGCAACGCAUGACAAUAGGCCAGGUUUAUUACGUUAGUCUGCAUGACAGCUGCGUCUUACACUGGCGAUACUUCAGUCACUUUGUUUCAAUGUGCGUGCGUUUGCUGAAAAUAGAGGCUAACAGUUCACCGCAAUUUUUUUCGACGUGUUUACUAGACAUUUUUACAUGACGAUUUUUACUGUGACAGUCUAUCUAGACGUAUAAAUUCGAAAUCAGAAAAAUCACUUCCGAGUUGUUUGCAAGUCCAAGAGUUUGCAGUAAGGUUAUUUACCAGUUUUCAACAGUCAACAAUUCUAAAUGCACCACUUAGUUACCUCAUAAUGCUACCAGUCUAUAUAAUAAUACUACCAGUGGGAGGCUCCUUUGCACAGGAUGCCGGCUAGAUUAUGGGUACCAA
Leptidea sinapis is the source of this 3471-nucleotide messenger RNA. Its product is annotated as adenosine deaminase 2-like. The coding region runs from base 33 to 1532 and encodes 499 amino acids. Lineage: Eukaryota; Metazoa; Arthropoda; Insecta; Lepidoptera; Pieridae. The record is from RefSeq and is a predicted model, not a curated record. The transcript has a single exon. Gene Ontology annotation, molecular function: adenosine deaminase activity. Gene Ontology annotation, biological process: inosine biosynthetic process; adenosine catabolic process.